GCGGAGUCCCACUCCCUUCAGUCCGCCCCGCUGAACUGCAGUCCAGCUUCUCUCAGUCUGUUUGCAGAAAUGAGCGAUAAAGGUCUCUCAGACGAGUUAGUGGCGUCAGCUUGUAAAGAUGGAGACCCAAUUACUAAGGAUUUCAUGAUGCAGCAGACUAUGCUGCGGGUCAAAGAUCCAGUUAAAUCCUUGGAUUUUUACACCAGAAUCCUCGGCAUGACGCUCCUGCAAAAGUUUGACUUCCCCUCCAUGCGAUUCUCUCUCUUCUUCUUGGGCUAUGAGGACAAAAAGGAGAUUCCCACAGAUGUGAGUGAAAAGACGGCCUGGACUUUUUCCAGAAGAGCCACCAUUGAGCUGACACAUAACUGGGGCUCUGAGUCCGAUGAGAGCCAGUCUUAUCACAAUGGGAAUUCAGAUCCACGUGGCUUUGGUCACAUUGGAAUUGCGGUUCCGGACGUCUACGCAGCCUGCAAACUGUUUGAAGAGCAGGGAGUCACAUUUGUCAAGAAGCCUGAUGAUGGUAAAAUGAAAGGCUUGGCCUUCAUUCAGGACCCUGAUGGUUACUGGAUUGAGAUCUUGAGUCCGAACAAUAUGGUGUCCAUUACCUCCUAAAAGCUAUGACGACAUGCGACCUGCUGCAAUGCACACAGAGCUGCUGUGGCUUCACUGAGAGAGCAGAGCGUCGGGGUUUAACGCACAAUUUAGCAACCUGCGUCGGAGAGGGAAAACAGAGCGGAUCCGAUCACUCGGCAGUCAGUGUGCUCUGGCAUGGGCUGGACUUCAAUUGGACAAUUGAUGAGAAAAUAGAUUAGAUAACUGAGUUAUUACUAUGAAUAGCAACUAUUUUGUGUAGAUGUUCCAUUUGACUACCAUCAUUAGUUUGUAUGCAUCUUCAAAUAGUGUUGCUGAAAUAAAGCGGUAUUACUGUGUAAUAAAUGUGAAAGCCACCGUUUACACAAAA
Molecule: messenger RNA, 961 nt
Organism: Plectropomus leopardus (leopard coralgrouper)
Lineage: Eukaryota; Metazoa; Chordata; Actinopteri; Perciformes; Serranidae
Product: lactoylglutathione lyase-like
Molecular function (GO): metal ion binding; lactoylglutathione lyase activity
Source: RefSeq, a predicted model, not a curated record